AUGCGGUGUAGAAACAUGUUCUUCUCAUUUAAGGCAUCUCUUUGUGGCUGCGGGGCUGCCACCGGUCUGACUUUGACAGCCAUCGGCUGUACUCUGAACUGUAGUUGCCAAAGCUUCAAACCAGGAAAAAUAAACCACCGUCAGUGUGAGCAGUGCAGACAUGGAUGGGUGGCCCACGCUCUAAGUAAGCUAAGGAUUCCCCCCGUGUAUCCAACAAGCCAGGUGGAGAUUGUCCAGUCCAACGUGGUGUUUGAUAUUAGCAGCCUCAUGCUGUAUGGGACCCAGGCCAUCCCUGUUCGCCUGAAAAUCCUACUGGACCGGCUCUUCAGUGUGUUGAAGCAAGAUGAGGUCCUCCAGAUCCUUCAUGCCUUGGACUGGACCCUCCAGGAUUACAUCCGUGGAUACGUGCUGCAGGAUGCAUCAGGAAAGGUGUUGGACCACUGGAGCAUCAUGACCAGUGAGGAAGAGGUGGCCACCUUGCAGCAGUUCCUUCGUUUUGGAGAGACCAAGUCUAUCGUUGAGCUCAUGGCAAUUCAAGAGAAGGAAGAGCAGUCCAUCAUCAUCCCGCCCUCCACGGCGAACGUAGAUAUCAGGGCUUUCAUCGAGAGCUGCAGCCACCGGAGUGUCAGCCUCCCCCCUCCGGUAGACAAAGGAAACCCUGGCAAUAUACACCCCUUUGAGAACCUCAUAAACAACAUGACCUUCAUGCUGCCCUUCCAGUUCUUCAACCCUGUGCCUCCCUCACUGAUAGGGUCAGUGCCCGAACCAUAUGUGCUAGAGCAGGGUCAGGACCAAAGUCAGGACCCCAAACAGGAAAUCCACGGACCCUUCCCCAACAGCAGCUUCUUAACUUCCAGUUCCACCCCAUUUCAGGUUGAAAAAGAACAGUGUCUAAACUGUCCAAGUCCUGUUACUAAAAAGGAAGACAGCGCCCAUUUAAGUGACUCCAGCUCAUACAACAUCAUCACAAAGCUCGAAAGGACACAGUUGUCCCCAGAGGGCAAAGUGAAGUCCGAGAGGAACAGCCUCAGCACAAAGAAGGGCCGGGUGUUCUGUACAGCGUGUGAGAAGACCUUCUACGACAAAGGCACCCUCAAGAUCCACUACAACGCCGUCCACCUGAAGAUCAAGCAUAAGUGCACCAUCGAAGGCUGUAACAUGGUGUUCAGCUCCCUGAGGAGCCGGAACCGCCACAGCGCCAACCCCAACCCCCGGCUGCACAUGCCAAUGAACAGAAACAACAGGGACAAAGACCUGAGGAACAGCCUGAACCUGGCUGCCUCUGAGAGCUAUAAGCGCCCAGGUUUCAGGGUGACUUCUCCAGACUGUCGACCUUUCCCUGGCUACACUGGUUCAGGGGAGGAUUCCCAGAGCCAGCCAGUCUUCCCAAGCAUCGGCCAAAAUGGAGUGCUUUUUCCCAACCUGAAGACGGUCCAGCCGGUCCUUCCUUUCUACCGCAGUCCGGCCACCCCGGCUGAGCUAGCAAACACACCUGGGAUGCUGCCUUCCCUCCCUCUGCUGUCCUCUUCAAUCCCGGAACAACUGGUUUCCAACGAAAUGCCAUUCGAUGCCCUGCCCAAGAAGAAAUCGCGGAAGUCCAGUAUGCCCAUCAAAAUAGAGAAGGAGGCUGUGGAGAUAGCGGAUGAGAAGAGGCACACUCUCAGCUCAGAUGGAGACAUGGCCCUGCAGGUGGUCAGUGAAGACGAGCUGGAGGCCUGCAGCCCCCGGUCAGACAGAGCCCCACUGGGAAGCUUAGGGAAGCCUGGUCCUGAAGGAGAGAGGCCCUGCCAUCUCAAACCGGCGAUCGAGUCCAGCGGAGCCAUCCGCCAAACCCCUGAGCAGGCCACAUACAACUCGGAGAGGGAGACUGAGCAGAAGUCAGUGCUGACCGUGGUGCCACGGGACAGGGAGGAUGGUGGCCGUGAACCUCACCUCACCCCCGGGGUGGAGCCCUGUGUCCCUUUUCCUGACUACGUCAAACUGCAGCAGCGCCUGCUGGCUGGGGGCCUCCUCAGUGCUUUGUCCAGCCGGGGGAUGGCUUUUCCUUGUUUUGAAGAUUCCAAAGAGCUGGAGCACUCAGGUCAGCACACAUUCGCGAGGCCGAAGGAGGAAAAUCGCUUCCAGUGUGACAUCUGCAAGAAGACUUUUAAAAACGCUUGUGGUGUGAAGAUGCAUCACAAGAACAUGCAUGCCAAAGAAACGCACACGUGCACGAUGGAGGGCUGUAAGGCCACAUUCCCUUCCCGCAGGAGCAGAGACAGACACAGUUCAAACCUAAACCUCCACCAAAAAGUGUUGACUCAAGAAGUGUUGGAGAGCGGUGGAGACCAUUUCCAUACAGCUUACUUGUUGAAAGAUAUGGCUAAGGAGGCCUGUCAGGAUGUGGCUUUCACACAGCAAGCCUCCCCAACAUCUGUCAUCUUCAAGGGAACGAGUCGGAUGGGCAGCCUGGUUUACCCAGUAGCCCAAGUCCACAGCGCCGGCCUGGAGAGCUACACCUCCGGUCCGCCCAGCGAGGGCACCAUCCUGGAUUUGAGUACCACCUCGAGCAUGAAAUCGGAGAGUAGCAGCCAUUCCUCCUGGGACUCAGACGGGGCAAGCGAGGAAGGCACCGUGCUCAUGGAGGACAGCGAUGGCAACUGUGAAGGGGCGAGCCUGGUCCGCGGGGAAGAUGACUAUCCCAUCUGCGUCCUGAUGGAGAAGGCCGACCAGAGCCUUGCCAGCCUGCCAUCUGGGCUGCCCAUAACAUGUCACCUCUGCCAAAAGACGUACAGUAAUAAAGGGACCUUCAGGGCUCACUACAGAACUGUGCACCUCCGCCAGCUCCACAAGUGCAAAGUCCCGGGCUGCAACACUAUGUUCUCGUCUGUUCGAAGUCGAAACAGACACAGCCAGAAUCCCAACCUGCACAAAAGCCUAGCCUCCUCUCCAAGUCACCUCCAGUAA
Mesoplodon densirostris (Blainville's beaked whale) is the source of this 2946-nucleotide messenger RNA. RefSeq names its product basonuclin zinc finger protein 1 (gene BNC1). Bases 1 to 2946 code for a protein of 981 amino acids. Lineage: Eukaryota; Metazoa; Chordata; Mammalia; Artiodactyla; Ziphiidae. The transcript has 5 exons. Gene Ontology annotation, biological process: regulation of transcription by RNA polymerase I. The record is from RefSeq and is a predicted model, not a curated record. Gene Ontology annotation, cellular component: nucleus.